AUGAAUCCCUUGCUGAGCCGAGCUGUGCCCUUUGUGUUUGUCUUUCUGCUGGUGGCUGUUCAUGGGACUUAUUACAGGAUGUAUGGAUACCCGAUACAAAGGAGCUACAUCUUCCCUGCUCCUCCUCUGGUCCAUGGCAGUGCAGUGCUCCCAGUGCCCAGACCCGGUGUGUUGGCCAGUCCUCCGCAUGUUGGCAAUGUUCGUCCCAAGCCGGACACCAGGACACUACAAGUGAACCAACCCGCAGAGACUGCUUGUAAGAGCAGGCCCAUGGAUCUGGUAUUUAUAAUUGACAGUUCCCGCAGCGUCCGUCCUCAAGAGUUUGAGAAAGUCAAGAUUUUCCUUUCCGACAUGACUGACACCCUAGACACGGGCGAAAGGGCAACUCGAGUGGCCGUGGUGAAUUAUGCCAGUACAGUCAAGAUCGAAUUCUUUCUAAAGACCUUCUUCAAUAAAGCUGCGAUGAAGAACGCCAUCUCUUUGAUCAACCCAUUGUCCGCAGGCACCAUGACGGGCCUUGCCAUACAGACUGCCCUUGAGGAGGCAUUUACAGAGCAGUCAGGAGCCCGCCCGGCGUCCCUCAGGAUUCCCAAAGUAGCAAUCAUUGUCACAGAUGGAAGACCCCAAGAUAGGGUGCAGGAUGUAGCUGCCAGGGCUCGGGCCUCUGGAAUAGAGAUAUACGCGGUGGGAGUGGACAGGGCAGACAUGAAGUCUCUUAAGCUGAUGGCAAGUGAACCACUCGAUGAGCAUGUGUUUUACGUGGAGACUUAUGGAGUCAUUGAAAAGCUCACUUCAAAGUUUAAGGAAUCUCUUUGUGGUGUAGACUUUUGUGCUCCUGGAAGACACGACUGUGAACACAUAUGUGUAGCAACGGCUACAUCAUACCAAUGCAAGUGCCGCAAUGGCUACAUUCUCAAUCCUGACAAGAAGACCUGUUCACGCAUUGAUGUGUGUGCCCUGGGAAGACACGACUGUGAGCAGAUCUGUGUGGCCACUGCUACCUCCUAUCAGUGCAAGUGUCGCGAUGGAUACUCUCUCAACCCGGACAAGAAGACCUGCUCACGUGAGUCUGAAGCAUCCUGGCUUUUGACAAAGGAGGCACGGAGGGUUGUAAAGAAGGAGGACCCAUGCAAAUGUGAAAGUCUGAUUGCCUUCCAGAGCAAAGUGAACACUUACAUUGAUUCGCUGUCUACAAAACUAGAUGAGCUCACCAAAAAAUUACAAGUCUAUGAAGGAAGAAGAAACUGA
Nanorana parkeri is the source of this 1248-nucleotide messenger RNA. RefSeq names its product matrilin 3 (gene MATN3). Lineage: Eukaryota; Metazoa; Chordata; Amphibia; Anura; Dicroglossidae. Bases 1 to 1248 code for a protein of 415 amino acids. Gene Ontology annotation, molecular function: calcium ion binding. The transcript is spliced from 7 exons. The record is from RefSeq and is a predicted model, not a curated record.